AUGUCAGCCCAAGAAUAUUACGGUGAUAGCAAGGCUUCAUACAGUCGUCCACAAGGUCCACCCCCAAGUAGUGAUUAUUAUGGUGGUGCUUCAAGAGGCUAUCCGCAAGGCGGCGGCGGCGGCGGCGGCGGAUACUAUCAGCAGCCACCCCAACAACACUACCAACAACCACCACCACAAUACACUCAACCAGGCUACCACGGCGGCGGUGGAUAUCCCCAACAAGGUGCUCCCCAUCAAGGUGGUUACGGUGGUGGUCAGCAGCCCAUCUACGUUCAACAGCAGCCUCCACAAAGGGGUAAUGAAGAUUGUCUGACAGCAUGUCUGGCGGUGUUAUGUGUUUGUUGUACACUAGACAUGUUGUUCUAA
Messenger RNA from Zygosaccharomyces rouxii, 369 nucleotides. RefSeq lists its product as uncharacterized. NCBI's taxonomy places the organism in Eukaryota, Fungi, Ascomycota, Saccharomycetes, Saccharomycetales, Saccharomycetaceae. The coding region runs from base 1 to 369 and encodes 122 amino acids. The record is from RefSeq and is a predicted model, not a curated record. The transcript is spliced from 2 exons.